AUGGCUGGCAGCCUGCCAGCAAAAGUGUGCGCGCGGCAGCGUCGCGUGCACGCGUCACGAGUCCGCCUCCUGGUCGCGGCCCGUCCGCCGUUCGCCGAACGCGGCCGGACGCGACCGGACGCGCGGCAGGGCGGACAGGCCGGCGGCAGGGCGGACGGGCCGGCGGCAGGAUGGACGGGCCGGCGGCGAGUGUGGGCGAUGAUCGCUCGGCGGUCUCGUCCGUCAGUCGGGCGGCGAUCUUACGUGUAG
This is a messenger RNA of Angiostrongylus costaricensis, 249 nucleotides long. NCBI's taxonomy places the organism in Eukaryota, Metazoa, Nematoda, Chromadorea, Rhabditida, Metastrongylidae. The record is from the annotation of a GenBank genome assembly.